Physcomitrium patens is the source of this 1576-nucleotide messenger RNA. RefSeq names its product ethylene-responsive transcription factor ERF035. Gene Ontology annotation, molecular function: DNA binding; DNA-binding transcription factor activity. Gene Ontology annotation, biological process: regulation of DNA-templated transcription. The record is from RefSeq and is a predicted model, not a curated record. Lineage: Eukaryota; Viridiplantae; Streptophyta; Bryopsida; Funariales; Funariaceae.
UAAGCACCUUCGAUGUUGGCAUUUCUCCACUCUCUGUUAGCAGCUCGAUUGAGUAUUACUCGUAGACUGUCGGUUGUCCCUGAUGAUCAUAGCUCUGUGCGGAGGCUGAUCGCUGACCUACGAUAAGUUGAAUGUGCUGUAGUAGCCUUAAUCCCGAAGUACUGCCUUGUGUUCAGCUCGCCGAUCAACUUCAAAACUCUCACUUAGAUUGUUCGAUUCUUCAACGUAGGAUACGUCAUUUAUCGUAGACAGAUCUAAACUCUAAAAUCUGCACAGAAGCCUUGCACGAUUUACUAGCGCGCGCCAUUACUCAGCUGGUACUCGAGGUCCAGUUUCCGAAGUCUUGACAUUUCUAGAAGUAGCACAAUUCGUCUUGAUUGCAAAGCUCAGCUAGAUUUGAUCAUACCCACUGUAGUUCGCAAUCAACACUGUGGAAAACUCGUGCGUUGAGGUCCAGCUCAAUACUUCGGAUUUCAGAAAACAAAGAAGAUAUUAUACCGAAGUCGAGAUUCAACUGAACAGACGUUCUGUGUCCUCCGAAAAAAAUUCGAGGACAAACGUUCAAUUAUGUCAGGUCAUCAAAGAGGUUCCAGUUCUUCCCAGCGACAGUACCGCGGGGUGCGCAUGAGGCGCUGGGGAAAAUGGGUCUCCGAGAUCAGAGAACCUCAGAAUAAGAAGAGAAUCUGGCUGGGGUCCUAUCGAUCCGCAGAGGAGGCCGCGCACGCUUACGACGCUGCGUUGCUGUGCCUGCGUGGGCCUGCGGCCAAUCUGAACUUCCCCAACUACAGGCCCCCGCUCCCGCCUGGAACUCCCGGCAACUACAGCACACGGGAGAUCCAAGCUGCAGCAGCAGGUGCAGCAGCCGCUUCGGUUGGCCGUCGAUUCUCAUACAGCGAAUUCAUGUCACCUGCCUCAUCGUCAGACAGCAGUGACGAAGAGCUCGAGGACAUUACUUACAGCCACGGUUCGUAUGGAACGUCGUCCCAGUCUUCCCACGGCGACAAUUGGAGAGCAUUCGAAGAUGACCCGUAUCUAGUUUCGGACAUGGCCCGAGGAAUGCUCAUCCAGCCGCCUUCCUACUCCGACGACGACGACAGUGAUGAUGACGAUGACUCUUACAAUGGCCCCUCCUUGUGGAAUUAAUUACAUUCUUAGCCAUCCCAUUAACUCCUUUAAGCCAGUUGUGACCUUCCUUUUCCAGCUUUCUCAAACUUCCACCUCUCUUACUUCCCACACCUUGAGUUCGAAUUUUCGAUAAAACAAUGAUCCGCAUGUCAUGCUGGUGAUUAAGGAUUCCAGAGAGUAGUUAGAAAGGAUUUUACUUUAUGGUUGAAAUCCUUGAAAUGAAGCAUCGUCUGUAAUAUACUGAACCUAGUUCGCUCGCUUCAGAGCUCCACAGAUUAUGGGUUUCUUUUUAUGAGAUUUUUCGAACUUACAUGAAGAGUUGAAACUUUUGUUUUUUUGAAGGCUCCGAACGUGUGCUCAAGGAUUAUGAGGAGCAUGGUGGUCAUGAGGAAUACCACAUCAUCUUAAUGUACACUAUACAUCAUACUAAGAUGAAUUCACUUUUUUUCUU